Molecule: messenger RNA, 5208 nt
Organism: Carya illinoinensis
Lineage: Eukaryota; Viridiplantae; Streptophyta; Magnoliopsida; Fagales; Juglandaceae
Product: disease resistance protein RGA2-like
Exons: 2
Coding region: 278-4462 (1394 amino acids)
Biological process (GO): defense response to fungus
Molecular function (GO): protein binding; ADP binding
Source: RefSeq, a predicted model, not a curated record
AACCAAUAGGUAAAGGAGAGCUUGAGGCAGCACUCAAAGGCAUCUCCUAGAAAUAAAGAGAAAUGAUAAGGAAAAAAAGGAACAACAGUAAGGAGAGCAUCUUCAAAAUUGUGUGGAUAACAAGAAAUUCCAAGCAACGAACAAAGCAAAACCUUUCCCAAUAAUCAAAGAUUUCCCAGAUUUCAAGAACGUCAAGAAUCCAACAUUGCUGAAAAUUCAAGUCAUGUGUCCAUGAGAAAAAAACAGAGAGCAUCUUCAAUAGUGAUAAGAUAAUUUGAUGAAUUUUGGAAGUUCAGAAAAGGCAGUAAGCAAAGCAUCUUCAACGACAACAACAAAUUUCAUGCAUAACAUGCAACUGCACGAGCAGGGCAUUAUAAAUGUUGGUCACGGCCAGAGUCCUCUGUAUUCAAAGCCAGCAUAUCCUCCUUCCAUCACUCAAGCAACUCAACUCAAGAGCCGUUUUCAGCAAUAUUCCUUGAUCACCAACCAUCAAGAAAUGGCAGAAGGCGUUCUCUUCGACAUUGCUGCACGAAUCAUUGAGAGCUUGGGCUCCCUGGCUCUCAAAGAGAUCGGACUGCUCUGGGGUGUCACAGAUGACCUUGAGAAGCUCAAGAACACCGUUUCGACAAUCCAAGCCGUGCUUCUUGAUGCCGAGGAGCAAUGGGCAGUGAACCGAGAAGUUAAAGAUUGGCUUGAAAAGCUUAAGGAUGUCGUUUAUGAUGUAGACGACUUGCUGGAUGGUUUCUCCACUGAAUGUCUGUUGCGAGAGAUGAUGACUGGGGAUAAGAUGGCAAAAAAGGUACGAAUCUUCUUCUCCAAAUCAAACCAGCUUGUCUAUGAUUUUAAAAUGGGCCGUGAGAUUAAGGAGAUUAGACAGAAGUUAGAUGCCAUAAAAAAUGAUAGGAAAUUCCACUUGGAGCAACGCCCUGUAGAGAUAGGAGUCAGGGCUAGGAGGAGGGAUGAUACUCAUUCCUAUGUACCUGCGGCAAAAGUUACUGGUAGAGAAGAUGACAAGAAGGAGAUCAUAAAAAGACUUCUUUCUGAUUCCGAGAAUGUCGAAAUCCUUCCGAUUACUGGCAUAGGAGGCUUAGGAAAGACCACACUAGCUCAAUUCAUCUUUAAUGAUGAGGAAAUAGAUAAACAUUUUCAACUUAAAAUGUGGGCUUGUGUCUCUGAGAGUUUUGAAGUCGAGAAAGUUGUUGGAAAAAUCUUAGAAUCGGUAACAAAAAAGAAGCCAGAGUUUGCGGGAAUGGAUACAUUGGUGCAUGAUCUUCGAAAAGAAAUCGGUGGAAAGAAAUACUUACUUGUGUUGGAUGAUGUUUGGAAUGAGGAUGUUAAAAAAUGGGAUGAUUUGAAAGUACUGUUGGAGGUUGGUGCAAGUGGCAGUAGAAUAUUAAUAACUACACGAAGUAAAAAAGUUGCUCAAAUUACCCAAACAAUUGCAGAAUAUUCCUUACAGUGUUUAGACGAACGGGAGUCAUGGUGUUUAUUCAAGCAAGUGGCAUUUGAGAAUGGACAAGUGCCUGUUAAUUCUAGAGAAGUGGAAGUUGGAAAGGAGAUUGUAGAAAAGUGUUCAGGUGUCCCUCUUGUCAUCAAAACAAUUGGAAGGUUACUCUCCUUGGAAAAUUUUGAAGAAGGGUGGGUUUCUUUCAAAAACAAUAAGCUGCAAAAAAUAAAAGAAAAUGACAUCUUACCAACUCUUAAGCUGAGUUAUGAUCAACUUCCAUCACAUUUGAAACAAUGUUUUGCUUAUUGUAGUAUAUUUCCAAAGGAUUACGUGAUGGAAAAAUCAAAAUUGAUAAAUCUCUGGAUAGCACAGGGGUUUAUCAAGCUAUCCAAUCAAAAUGAAUCAUGUCUUGAAGAUGUUGGUCAUGAGUAUUUCAUGGAUUUACUUUGGAGAUCGUUCUUUCAAGACGCUGAAAUGGAUGAUCUGGGAAACGUGAUUACGAGUAAAAUGCAUGACCUCAUGCAUGAUCUUGCAAUGUCAGUAGCAGGACCAUUGAUCACCAAACUAGAAUCCAAGGAAAAAACCAUUGGUGAUCAGAAAAUUCGGCACGUAUCUGUUGUCAACAAUAUAGAUUUUUCCAUUGAAAUUCCAACUUCCUCGACUAAAGCCAGUAGGAUUCGAACACUUCUUUCGCUUGGUGGAUUCAAGGAUUUGAAAGAAGUGUCAAGUACUUCAUGUGAAGCAAUAUUUUCAAAUUUGAAGUUCUUGCGCGUGCUGGAUUUAAAUGGAAGAGAUCUCGAUCUACCGAGUUCCAUAUGUAAGUUGAAGCAUCUAAGAAAUCUUGAUCUUUCACAGAAUUGGAAAAUCGAGAAGCUGCCCGAUUCCAUAAGUAGAUUGCAAAAUUUGUAUUCACUAAGACUCUCUGGAUGCCGGAGACUUAAAGAAUUGCCUAGAGGAAUUACGAAAUUAGUCAACCUCAGGCAUCUUUACAAUGAUGAAUGUUAUAGUUUGACUUAUAUGCCACGUGGAUUGGGGCAAUUGAAAAAUCUCCAGACAUUAUCUAAGUUUGUUGUCAACUCAGAUGCAGCCCCAAAAGAUAGUGGCCGGUUAAGUGAGCUAAAUACACUAAAUAGCUUAAGAGGAGAAUUACAGAUUUUGGAUUUGAGACAUGGGGAAGACGUCACAUUAUUAGACUAUAAGGGUGCAAAUCUAAAGGAGAAAGAACAUCUUCAGGUUUUGGCUUUAAUGUGGAGCGGAAAAAAUGAAGAAAAUAUGGCAUUGGAAGGCCUUGAACCUCACCCAAAUCUUAAAAAGUUGUCCAUUGGUUCUUAUUGGGGUGUGAAGCUUUCGGAAAAACCAGGUUUUUCGUCACUCACAAAUCUUGUUGAUUUGGAAUUAAGCUAUUGUAGGAAAUUGAAAUAUUUGCCACCACUGAGUCGACUACCCUCUCUUAAGAGACUUUCUCUGUUCAGUCUUGAUGAAAUAGAGUACGUAUCAGAUUGUAGUGACAACAAUGAGUUUUCUUUUUCUUCAUCAGCAUUCUUCCCAUCUCUGCAGAAAAUUUGGAUCAAUGACUGUCGUAAGCUGAAGGGCUGGUGGAGGAGGAGUGAUUCUUAUAAUGUGGAUGUCAAUACUACUGAUCAUGCUUUACUGCUAUUUCCUCGUCUUUCAGAAUUAAUAAUAUUGCGUUGCCCUAUGUUGACUUCAUUGCCAAUGUUUCCACAUCUGGAAGAAGAGUUAUACCUACACAUUGCCAGCUGGAAGCCAGUGCAACAAACAAUAACGAAUGCCUCCUCCUCCUCCGCUUCCUCUACACCCAUUGCCUUUUCAUCUGCUCCUCUCUCCAAAUUGAAGAAAAUAACGUUAGAACAAAUUGAGGAUCUAGAAACACUGCCAGAGGAUGGGUUGCAAAACCUCAUAUCUCUCCAGCAAUUGACAAUAGUUGACUGCCAAAGAUUAAAGUCUCUCUCCCAAGGUGUACAAUAUCUCACUGCGCUUCAAAACCUGGAGCUUACUGAUUGUCCUCUGCUUGAUCUAGGCAACGAUGAGCACGGGAUGCAAUGGAAAGGGCUUAAAAGCCUCAUCUCUUUGAAGUUUAAAGGUAUUCCGAAACUGGUAUCUCUCCCUUCAGGGCUUCAACAUGUUACCACUCUACGAGAGCUCCAAAUCUCAGAUUGUCUCAUGCUUGAUCUAGGCAACAAUGAGCACGGGAUGCAAUGGAAAGGGCUUAAAAGCCUCAUCUCUUUGAAGUUUAAAGGUAUUCCGAAACUGGUAUCUCUCCCUUCGGGGCUUCAACAUGUUACCACUCUACGAGAGCUCCAAAUCUCAGAUUGUCCCAUGCUUGAUAUAGGCAACAAUGAGCACGGGAUGCAAUGGAAGGGGCUUAAAAGCCUCAUCUCUUUGAAGUUUUCGGGUAUGCCGAAAUUGGUGUCUCUCCCAUUGGGGCUUCAAUAUGUUACAACUCUACGAGAGCUCCAUAUCAUAGGUUGUUCGAGCUUGGUGGCUAUACCAGAGUGGAUCUGCAAUUGGGCAUCACUUGAGCAGUUCACAAUUUUUAGAUGCUCUGGUUUAACAUCACUGCCUGAAGCAAUGAGUAGGCUAACCACUCUACGAGAGCUCCGAAUCUCAAAUUGUCCCGUGCUUGAUCUAGGCAACGGUAUGCAAUGGAAAGGGCUUAAAAGCCUCAUCUCUUUAGAUUUUGAUAGCAUUCCGAAUCUGGUGUCUCUCCCAUUGGGGCUUCAACAUGUUACCUCUCUACGAUGGCUCCAAAUCUCAGAUUGUUCAAGCUUGUUGGCUAUACCAGAGUGGAUCUACAAUUGGGCAUCGCUUGAGCAGUUCACAAUUUCUGGAUGCUCUGGUUUAACAUCACUGCCUGAAGCAAUGAGUAGUCUAACCUCUUUGAAAACGUUGGAAAUUCAAGAUUGCCCCAUCUUAUUACGAAGAUGCGAACUUGGAGGUGAGGAUCGGCCCAAGAUUGCUCACAUCCCAAAGCUGGACUUUCGUCUUCGUCCUUGACUUGGCUGAUCCACAAACGACUUCGAGUAAAGAAGAAACAGGGGAGAGGGAUCGAGAGUUUGUUAAAAAAAUCUAAUGCACUGCGACUUCUACAAGUAAAUAACUUAGUUACGAUUACCUCGCUUUCUUUAUUGUUUUAUCCUUUCCUAUUCAAAUAAUAAAUAUCACCAUAUGCAUGAUUCUUCACAUCCAGGAGAAUAGUAAUGAGGCGGAAGAAGAGCAAAGGGAAGAAAUAUAGGAGGGGGUUGCGGAGGAGAUCCAGGACUGGAAUCCAGGGGUCGCAAUGUUGAGGCUGUGUAAUUUCACGACAACAAUUUCAAUAGGGCCUACAUGUUUCUUAGCGUGGAAAGUGAUGGCAAUUUGAUUUUUCUCAAGACUAUCUCAUAUGUCUAAACUUAGAGGGAUGAUUUGGUUUGCAUGUUGGAGCACAUGUAUAUGAAGUUGAUCAUAGCUACAUGAUGGAUGAUGCGGCCAAUUGCGCGCUUUGAACUCCUUUAUUUGUGCAUGCUCUCCAAGAACAUUUUAUGCCAUCAAUUAUCUUGCAGCUAGCUAUUGCACAGAAAAUGAGGAUUUUCGAUUUUAUCCUAUGCUCGGUAAUUUGUGGCAGCUUGUAACAUAUUUUCUUUCACCCUGAAUGGUUAAUAACUCAUGUUUGCAGUGUGGUAUUGGAGUACCUAUCUAUUACUGUGUUAUCAUUUUAUAUAAUUCUAGCAAUUUUAGUAUUAUUUCAUAUUGAAACAUUCAAA